Molecule: messenger RNA, 1554 nt
Organism: Lobosporangium transversale
Lineage: Eukaryota; Fungi; Mortierellomycota; Mortierellomycetes; Mortierellales; Mortierellaceae
Product: carboxyl transferase
Exons: 5
Coding region: 1-1554 (517 amino acids)
Cellular component (GO): mitochondrion
Molecular function (GO): propionyl-CoA carboxylase activity
Source: RefSeq, a predicted model, not a curated record
AUGCUCAUUCUACAGGAUGUAGUCGCCAAGAUUGACGCAAAACGUCAGGAAUCACUCUUAGGAGGUGGUUUGAAGAGGAUCGAGACUCAACACAAGAAGGCGCGUUUUUUUUUUUUUUUUUUUGGCAAGUUGACUGCACGCGAACGUAUUGAGCUCCUAUUAGAUGCAGGAUCUUUCCGUGAAUACGAUGCCUUUGUGGAGCACAACUGUGUUGACUUUGGCAUGGAAAAGCAAAAGAUUACUGGUGAUGGUGUAGUCACUGGUCACGGAACCAUCAAUGGCCGUCGUGUCUUCCUUUUCUCCCAGGACUUCACCGCCUUUGGUGGAUCAUUGUCCAAUACUCAUGCGCAGAAGAUAGUCAAAGUCAUGGACAAGGCCCUCCUCGUCGGUGCUCCCGUCAUUGGUUUGAACGACUCUGGUGGAGCUCGUAUCCAGGAAGGUGUCGAGUCCCUUGCUGGCUACGCUGAUAUUUUCUUGAAAAACGUGACGUCCUCAGGUGUUGUUCCUCAAAUCUCACUUAUCAUGGGCCCAUGUGCUGGAGGUGCCGUUUAUUCACCUGCCUUGACCGACUUUACGUUUAUGGUUCGUGACACCUCAUACCUUUUCGUCACAGGGCCCGAUGUCGUAAAGACAGUCACUAAGGAGGAAGUUACUCAAGAGGAACUCGGAGGCGCCAAGGCACACACCGUCAAAUCUGGAGUUGCCCAUGCCGCCUUUGAGAAUGACAUUGAGGCUCUACAGCGUCUUCGCGACUUUGUUGACUUUUUACCUUUGUCUAACCGCGAGCCUGCUCCUGUUCGCUACACAGACGAUCCCUCAGACCGUGAGGAUGCUUCGUUGAACCAUAUCGUGCCUGUCGACUCAACCAAAGCCUAUGACAUCAAAGAUGUCAUCACCCGCCUUGUAGACGACUCUCAUUUCUUUGAAAUCAUGCCUGAUUAUGCCAAAAACAUUGUCAUUGGUUUCGCUAGAAUGGGCGGCCGUACUGUGUCAAUCAUUGCUAAUCAGCCAUUGGUAUCUUCUGGAGUACUCGACAUCAAUUCAUCAGUCAAGGCUGCCCGUUUCGUUCGCUUUGCGGAUGCAUUCAAUAUCCCCAUUUUGACCUUGGUUGAUGUACCCGGUUUCUUGCCCGGAACUGCUCAGGAGCAUAAUGGAAUCAUUCGCCAUGGAGCUAAGCUUCUGUACGCUUACGCCGAAGCAACUGUGCCAAAAGUCACUGUUAUCACACGAAAGGCAUAUGGAGGUGCUUAUGAUGUCAUGAGCUCUAAGCACCUUCGUGGAGACCUAAACUACGCCUGGCCAACCGCUGAGAUUGCUGUCAUGGGAGCCAAAGGUGCUGUGGAGAUUAUCUUCCGAUCGAGUGCUGACCGCGCCUCGGCUGAGAAAGACUAUAUCAGCAAGUUCGCCAACCCCUUGCCAGCAGCGCAGCGUGGAUAUGUUGAUGACGUGAUUGAGCCCUCAACAACCCGCCGCAGGAUUAUUGAGGAUCUUGAAAUGUUGCGUGACAAGAAGUUGGAGAACCCAAAACGCAAGCACGGCAACAUCCCGUUGUAA